AGAAUUGGGUGAAGGUUCAGCUUCCCAAUGGCGGUGGCACGCAAGGCGAGCUCCGAAUUGAAGCGAAAUUCUUCUCGACAUCUCUUAUUCUCGAAGACAAAUUUGUCGCAACUGUCGACGAGCGCUUGCUUUACAUUCUCAUCAGCUGGCGAAGACCUGAUAAUGCGUUCGAGUUUUCUUAUGGCCUUGCACAGUUUUUCAAGUUCGUUCGGCCGAGGAAUUGCGAAAUAGUAUUGGAGGCGCUCUUAAACUCUUCGCUCCCUUGA
Paraglomus brasilianum is the source of this 266-nucleotide messenger RNA. Lineage: Eukaryota; Fungi; Glomeromycota; Glomeromycetes; Paraglomerales; Paraglomeraceae. The record is from the annotation of a GenBank genome assembly.